Neurospora hispaniola is the source of this 3138-nucleotide messenger RNA. RefSeq lists its product as uncharacterized. Lineage: Eukaryota; Fungi; Ascomycota; Sordariomycetes; Sordariales; Sordariaceae. The record is from RefSeq and is a predicted model, not a curated record. The transcript is spliced from 3 exons. The coding region runs from base 182 to 2788 and encodes 868 amino acids.
UCCUUGAGUAACUUCACCUAGCCACAAGCUCCGUCAACUUGACUUCUCUCUCGUUCUCUUCCGGUUGCGGCCUGUUCCAACAAACCACUCUCCAUCCCGCCGUCCUUUGAUCAUUACCAGCUUAGGAUCUUUUACUAAAUCAUCCAACCUAUUGAUUCCUGUUCCCCGUCAGUUCGCCAUCAUGCAGUGGUCUUCUCUGCCUCCUGAUCUUGACCCGCCUGCAUCACCCUCUCCCCUUGACUUGUCCGUCGAGAAUGCUAUCAAGCAUCACUUUGACGAGUUAAACCUUCUUAUGAGCACAACGGCAGAGGAAGGAGAGGGCAAUGUUCUUGCGGCUGUUACCUUUCCCAAGAACUCAGACGCCAUUGCUUGCAAUGGGAAUCCAUGGCGGACAUUGUGGCUCAGAAUGAGCUUCCCAACACUUGCCGGUCUCAACUCAAGCAAGAUAAACGCCAUGUUCAAGCCCAAACGACAGGAACGCAUGCGCCGCCAACUAGGAAUGGAGACAUUGCCUCCUGGGAUUGACUACGUGCUUGACUUCACACCCCCAACUGAGGGCUCAGAGCUGGCCGACCUCACUGCUGCCCUUUGGCUCCCAAAGAUGGUCAAGCUAUGGUUUUUGGCCGGACAUUACUGCCCAGAGGAAAUUCUGGAGACCGGACACCUGGCGAGCAUUUGGGACAAGAGACCCUUAGCUAGCAGGUCGGUAAGUGCCAUGCUUGUCCUCGGCCAUGAUGAUGCGUGCAGGGGUCUCCUGCAGUUCUGCUCCAUGGAUAGAUCCGAGUGGAAACCAAAGGUUGUCCCAGGUAUCGUUGACGUGGACCCGGAGGACGAAGAACAUUCCUCUUAUUUUCCUACGUUCCGAAGGAUCCCAGACUACUGCGGAAUACGGCACCGAGUGGCCAUUAUGAGGGUGCUUCAUGCUAUCAACGGGAACGGUCUGCUUCUCAACUCUGCUGCACGCAUGUGGACAGUCGCCCAAGUGGCAAUACACCUCGAGAUACCCCAGGUAGUUGUUGAUCCGGUGACACAGUGGCUCAUCGCCCCGCCGAACACGAAGUUCGUUGAAAUCUGCUCCGAGAGAUCCUUCCAGCUCGCGCUUGCUCUUAAAAUCCCCAGUGUUCUCGUCGCCGCCUUCAGAAUCCUCGUGAGCGAACUCGCCGUCGACUAUGCGGCGCCGGACCCCUCCCCGAAACGUCCGGCCCUUACUUGGGCCCAACGAAGAAGAGACGAUUAUGGCGACUUACCAUCGGACCCUGUCGAAUAUGCCAGUCGCACCUUUUCUGAACGGAUCAUCGGCCUGCUCGACAUGCUUCGCUCCAACACCGUCUUCGACCGUAUUGGGACCGGUCUCGAGGAAUGGGAUCUCUUGAAACAGCAAGGCAUGAUCAUUCACGCACAGGGAAGCGACGAGCUCAAGACCGCGCACCAAAACCUCCUCCAGGCCCUUGUCGGCAUCUUCCACAAUGAUAUUCAAAGAUGUCUCCGGGAACACGCCCCAUCUGGCCGUCUUGCCACCCUCAUCGCAGCCCAGCGCAGCCAUUAUAUACCCCUGCACGAACGCUACUCCCUCAGGGACUUGUACCAAAACCUUAGCCACACCCAGCGCGCCCUCACUCCUUUCUUCUGGGAGAGUCUUUACCACCAGAGCUUACCAAAACUGUCCGGCCACGGCCCCCUCAGCCUCUCUACCUACAACGGCUGUACAAUCCGAACUUACGUCGAUAAGUAUACCUCCCUCUGGGAAGCCGCCAACCUUCCCCACCCCGAUUUCCAACCAAAUCCUGAAAAGGGGGAAUAUCAUCCAAAACACCCCUCGAAGCAAUUGAACGAGUUCAACAUCCACCAAUUCGAGAGCGAAGUCUAUGCCGCCCUCAGCUCUCUUUGCGACCGCGUCUUGGGGAAGGGAUACAACGAAGAACCCUUCCAAUUCUUUUUAUCGGACCACUUACUCUUACCCAGCCUGACCUCCCCUGAAAUGGAUUUCCUGCCCAUCUGGGCCGGCGGCCUCGACGAUGGGUCGGGCGGCGUGUUUCAAAAUGCCAUUCCCCCUGCGGAAAUGGGACCGAGUGAGCCGGGACCGGCGUAUCAUACAGGUUAUACGAUUCCGACUACGGGUACGAGGACUUCCGGGACAGGCACCCGCGAUGGUGAUGACACGACUAUGAUGGACGACGAUGACAGAAUUGGCGGUUCGAUUUACGGUGUGUCCGAGCUGGGCGAUAAUCUUGACAGGUUCGAAAUCAUCAGUGCCCGUACUGCGCAAACUGCGACGGAAACGGCUACAGUGCCCAGCAUGGAUGUCGAGCAAAGCGUGGUAACGACGGCGACAGUGAGUAGUACGGGACUGGGAAGUGGACUUGGACGACUUAACCUAGACCCCGGGGGGCCGAAUCGCCAUCGGGUCGUUGCGGUACCUUCUUCGGAGAUAUCAUCAGAGGAUUUUCACCUUAGUUCUAGGGAAGAUGGCGAGUAUGCGGAUGCCAUGUAUACGCAGCCGGCGGAGCAUCAGGCGGUGGGAAGGGCGUUGGCUAGGUAUGUGGACGGUAAUGAUGGCACUACCACCGGAAGGAGUGAGAGUGGCGACGCGUCUUCUUCGUCGAAGCAAGGCGGUAUGAUAGCAACAGAGGGAAGAGGCGCGGGAGGUAAUAAUAAUAAUGGAGGUGGGUACUCGGAUACCGAUAACUUCAUGUUGGGAGAUGAUGAAGAUGGUGGGUUGAAAGAUCUGGAUGGUUCAGAUGGUGGGAGCUCGACGGUGGGGGCGGAUUCGGAUUAUGAUAUGGUGUAGGACAACGUAUCAGAUACGGAGGAGGCCAUCGUACUUUCUCUGGAGCGUCUCUGGAGGAGUUGAAUGCAUCUGUUAGGUGUAUACUUGGGAGAUGUGUGGGACUUUGCAUGGAUGGGGGCAACAAAUAUCUUGUGGAUGGAUAGGGGAUGGAUCUUGACAGUACACAGUAAGGGUAUGAACGAUACUUGCCUUACUUUGUCCUUAUCUACGGAAUUGCGGACAGUUUCUCUGGUUCUCUACUGGUCCAGGUGUCUAUUAGCAACGACAUCUGCAGUCACUUCGGUGACGAUAGUUUACACAAACUGAGAUCUACACAUUAUCCCUUCGAGGCGCUUAUGAGCGUCAUCGUU